Messenger RNA from Parathielavia appendiculata, 570 nucleotides. RefSeq names its product 21 kDa subunit of NADH dehydrogenase. Lineage: Eukaryota; Fungi; Ascomycota; Sordariomycetes; Sordariales; Chaetomiaceae. The transcript has 2 exons. The coding region runs from base 1 to 570 and encodes 189 amino acids. The record is from RefSeq and is a predicted model, not a curated record.
AUGGCUUCCAAAGCGGCAGCGAAAGCUGCAGGAGAAGUCGUCAGCAUCACCAAGAAAUACACAGUCCAAUCAACCGGCAUCUGGGAGCGCAUCCGGCGCGCGACAUCCAUCGACCCGAACCGGUCCAACGGCGUGCCACUCAACCCCUACAACCGGAACCCGGCCCCGGGCUCCAACGACCCGCUGCAGUAUGACGACCCGGUGACCGUCCCUGCCGGCGACAUUGCAGACAACCCCUACUGGAAGCGCGACGCGCGCCGCAACUACCCCCGCCACAGCAUCGUCGGCCAGGCCCAGCAGGUCGCCCUGCUGACCGUCGGCAGCGCCGCGCAGCCUCGCGUCGAGCUGAUCGGCGAGGCGGGGUCCAAGGCCCUCGUCGCGGCCGAGGAGUCCGGCAAGGAAGGCGGCCUGGCCGUGUACCUGGAGAAUAGCGGCGUUGAGGCGGCCAAGCGGGUGCUGGAGAUGACGGGGGGCCUGCCGCCGCUGCCGAGCGGGCAGCGUCUUGAUGUGGAGAAGUGGGAUGUGCACAAGUAUGGCCUAGAUGCGGAGCAGUCGUAUCCUGAGGAGUAA